This is a messenger RNA of Trichomycterus rosablanca, 2976 nucleotides long. It is a transcript of the gene lrfn1, whose product is annotated as leucine rich repeat and fibronectin type III domain containing 1. NCBI's taxonomy places the organism in Eukaryota, Metazoa, Chordata, Actinopteri, Siluriformes, Trichomycteridae. Gene Ontology annotation, molecular function: protein binding. The coding region runs from base 689 to 2890 and encodes 733 amino acids. The transcript has 5 exons. The record is from RefSeq and is a predicted model, not a curated record.
UAGAGAAGAAAAGAGAAAAAUAAAGAAAAAAUAAUAAAAAAAUUUAAAACGAUUGAAAGAAUAUUAAAGCUUAGCUUCUAUUUAAAAUCAUCUCACGUCAUCUAUUGUUGAUUUAUUUGCUUUUAUUAAUGAGUAAAUUAGCCAAGAACGUUCGUUUUUAUCUCCUCAGGGCUUGUAAGUAAAACGAUAGAUAAAAAAGAUUGAAAAUAAGAAUCUGUGCUGUUUGCGUUUACAGCUCAUGUUCUGUUUUUUAAAGACGAUCCCGGUACUGAGGUGCGGCUGAAGCCCUCACCGCUUUGGUAUUCUCUUUCAGUCGUCUCUUGGAGAGUUUCUCGUUGGCGCUGGAUUGCUGCAGGGCUUCGCUCAGCGUGGUGAAACAUAAUGACGCAGUGAAGCUCUCUCAGCUUCACAUCAAAGUCUGCUGGAGUCUUAAAAGCUGGAGCCAGAUUGCAGAUUCUUGGUCGUCGUUAGCAGAUCAAAAAAGGAGCUCUGAUGGUUCCCUCAGGAUCUUCGGUCCAUCAGCGAGGGCAGAAAAAGCUUCUCACCUCGGCUUUAAACAGGAUGGAUGGAUGGAUGAGUGGAUAAACGGUGGCUUUGAACUUAUUACCCAGAAUUCUUAAGAAAAACACAUGAUGAGAUGAGUGACACAAGAAGAACCUUCAUCUCAGGACGAGGAAGCUGAUUAACCAUGGAGCGCCUCAUUCUGUGCAUGAUGCUGUUGGGAGGUCUUGUGAGAGGACAGCACUGCCCGGGUCGGUGCAUCUGCCAGACCAUUUCGCCCACCCUGACCCUGCUCUGCGCCAAGACCGGCCUCUUAUUCGUCCCGCCCACGAUCGACCGCAAGACCGUGGAGCUGCGGCUGACGGACAACUUCAUCACGGCCGUCCGGAGGAAGGACUUCCUGAACAUGACCAGUUUGGUGCAUCUUACUUUAUCGCGCAACACCAUCAGCCAGAUCGCCCCCCACGCCUUCCUGGGAAUGAAGUCCUUGAGGGCGCUGCACAUGGACGGCAACCGGCUGAGCGACAUCAGGUACGAGCAGAUGAAAGGUCUGGUCAACCUUCGGCAUCUCAUCCUGGGGAACAACCAGAUCCACCACAUCGAUUCUUUAUCCUUCGACGAGUUCACGUCCACCAUCGAGGACUUGGAUUUAUCCUACAACAACCUGAGGACUCUGCCGUGGGAGGCCAUCGCCAAGAUGACGAACAUCAACACGCUGACCCUGGACCACAACCUGAUCGACCACAUAGAAGCCGGGACCUUCUCGCUCCUGACCAAACUGGUCCGCUUGGACAUGACGUCCAACCGGCUGCAGAAGUUGCCUCCGGACCGCAUCUUCCAGCACGCUCAGGUGCUCUCGGACCCCAAGAGUUCGUCCAGUUCCUCGCGGUUGACGGUGAGCUUCGGUGGGAACCCUCUCCACUGCAACUGCGAGCUCCUGUGGCUGCGCAGGCUGACCAGAGAGGACGACCUGGAGACGUGCGCCUCGCCCGAGCACCUGAUGGAUAAGUACUUCUGGUCCAUUCAAGAGGAGGAGUUCAUCUGCGAGCCGCCGCUGAUCAUCAAGCACCUAGUCACCAAGCCGUACGUCAUGGAGGGUCAAGGCGUCACGCUCAAAUGCAAAGCCAUGGGAGACCCGGAGCCCGCCAUCCACUGGCGCUUUCCCGACGGGAAGCUGGUCCACAAUAACUCCCGUACCAUCCUGUACGAUAACGGCACCCUGGACAUCCUGAUCACCACCCUGAAGGACAGCGGCGCCUUCAACUGCGUCGCCUCGAACGCCGCCGGGAUCGCGACCGCCGCCGUGGAAAUCAACAUGAUCCCGUUGCCGUUGUUUGUCAACAACACCGGUCACAUGAGGGAGGCCGAUCGCGGUCUCUCGGACAUCACCACCUCCACCAAAUCCGCCAACAACGACACCCGGCAGGACAGGAGGGUCAUGGUCAACGAGCUGACCUCCAAUUCAGCCAUGAUCCACUGGCCCUCGGAGCGACACAUUCCCGGAAUCAGGAUGUACCAGAUCCAGUACAACAGCACCAUGGACGACACCCUGGUCUACAGGAUGAUCCCCUCAGACAGCAAAACCUUCCGGAUUAACGACCUGGCGGCGGGACGCGAUUACGAGCUGUGCGUCCUGGCCGUGUACGACGACGGCAUCACGUCCCUCACCGCCACCCGUGUGGUGGGCUGCGUCCACUUCCGCACCACGCCCGAGGUGGGUCAGUGCCAGUUCGCCCGGGCUCAGUUCCUGGGCGGCACCAUGAUCAUCAUCAUCGGCGGCGUCAUCGUGGCGUCCGUGCUCGUCUUCAUCGUCAUCCUGAUGAUCCGCUACAAAACGUACGGCACCGGCGAGGGGAAAGCGGGCGCCGUUUACGGGCACUCGAUCAAGCAGGAGAAUUUGUGCGAGACCCCGACCGACACCGACUGCCACGCCAUCGCGCUCCUGAGCCUGGAGAACGAGACACGGGAGGAAGCCAAGGCGCCGACGUCUCCGCCGGACUCUGAGCUGCGCAUGACGACCCUGAUCCCCGCCCCGCCGCCACCCCCGUCCCGCCGGGCAAGCCUGGGCGGCCCGCCGUCCGACGACGCCCAGACGGACAGCAGCUUGACCGGCUCGACCAUGUCGCUGUGCCCGAUGGGUGGCAACACGGGCGACAGGGACAGGAAACGAGCGCCGGCGGGCAUCGGGUUGCUGCCCGGCGAUUUGGCCCGGGCGAAGCACCGCUUCUCGUUCGACGGGGACUACAUGCUUUUUCAGAGCCACAGCUACCCGAGACGGGCGCGCGCCCGCCGCCACAAGUCCAGCUCGCAGCUCGAUGUGUCGCCGCCGUCCGAGCGGCGCGUAACGUUCAGCAGCAGCACGGAGUGGAUGCUCGAGAGCACCGUGUGAUUAGCGUACGCGGGACGAUCCAAAACUCUGAGUCCAUCAUCCGGAUUUUAGCAAAGGAGGGCGUGGCGGAAAAGUGACACGCUAAA